Messenger RNA from Carlito syrichta (Philippine tarsier), 2535 nucleotides. It is a transcript of the gene ANGEL1, whose product is annotated as angel homolog 1. Bases 74 to 2137 code for a protein of 687 amino acids. The transcript is spliced from 9 exons. The record is from RefSeq and is a predicted model, not a curated record. Lineage: Eukaryota; Metazoa; Chordata; Mammalia; Primates; Tarsiidae. Gene Ontology annotation, molecular function: 3'-5'-RNA exonuclease activity.
GCCGGGGGCGGGGCCGAGCUGAGAGCCUCUCGGCGGGCGGCGGCUAGGAUGGAGGCGGGAGCCGCGGCCGGCCAUGAUCCCUUCUUGCCUGUGUUACCUGCUGCUGCCGGCCGCGCGCCUCUUCCGCGCCCUCUCAUAUGCUUUCUUCACAUGUCGAAAAAAUGCCCUCCUGGCGAAGAGCUCUUCCCCCCAGGUAGAGGGCAGCUUUGACAUGGCUCCCCGGGGCCCGGAGCAGGAGGAGUGUGAGGGCCUGCUGCAGCAGUGGCGAGAGGAGGGGGCGAGCCAGGUGUUCUCUGCUGUGAGCGAGGGUCCCCUUUCAGACAAGGGACUGGCUCAAAGCAGCCUGGCACUCCUGAUGGAUAAUCCUGCAGAACAGGAUGCUGCUUCAGAGGACAAGUGGUCCGGCAGGCAGCUGAGUGACCUGUGGGCAGCAGAGAACCUGGCUGAGCCUGUCCCCGAGGUGCCAGGAGAGGAGCCACUGCCAGAGGUCGAGGGCCUGGUGUGGGCAGCUGUGCCUGUGCAGACGGGCCCCCAGUAUGCAGACUGUGCUGUCCUCCCCAUGGGUGUGCUGGCCACAGAGCAGUGGGAAGAGGACCCCGCGGUGUUGGCCUGGAGCAUAGCGCCUGAGCCUGUGCCCCAGGAAGAGGCUCCCGACUGGUCCUUUGAGGGCCUGGGGCAGCUGCAGCCUCCCCUGAUGGAGAUACCAUACCAUGAAAUCCUGUGGCGAGAGUGGGAGGACUUCUCUGGCCAGCCAGAAGCCCAGGGCCUGGAGGCAGGGGAUGGCCCUCAGUUCCAGUUCACCCUGAUGUCGUACAACAUCCUGGCACAGGACCUGAUGCAGCAGAGUGCGGAGCUCUACCUCCACUGCCACCCGGACAUCCUCAGCUGGAACUAUCGUUUUGCGAACCUCCUGCAGGAGUUCCAGCACUGGGACCCGGAUAUCCUGUGUCUCCAAGAAGUCCAGGAAGACCAUUACUGGGAGCAGCUGGAGCCCUCUCUGCGCAUGAUGGGCUUCACCUGCUUUUACAAGAGGAGAACGGGCUGUAAGACGGAUGGCUGUGCCGUCUGCUACAAGCCCACCCGGUUCCGCCUCCUCUGCGCCAGCCCUGUGGAGUUCUUCCGGCCUGGCCUGGAGCUCCUCAAUCGGGACAACGUGGGCCUCGUGCUGCUGCUGCAGCCGCUCGUCCCAGAGGGCCUGGGGCCAGUCUCGGUGGCCCCCCUGUGUGUGGCAAACACCCAUGUCCUUUACAACCCACGCCGUGGUGACGUCAAGCUGGCCCAGAUGGCCGUUCUUCUGGCGGAAGUGGACAAGGUGGCCAGGCUGUCAGAUGGCAGCCACUGCCCUAUCAUCCUGUGUGGGGACCUGAAUUCUGUCCCCGACUCGCCCCUCUACAACUUCCUCAGGGAAGGCGAGCUCCAGUACCACGGGAUGCCGGCCUGGAAGGUGUCUGGACAGGAAGACUUCUCCCAUCAGCUUUACCAGAGAAAGCUGCAGGUCCCGCUGUGGCCCAGCUCCCUGGGCAUCACCGAUUGCUGUCAGUAUGUCACCUCCUGUCACCUCAGGAGAUCAGAGAGGCGUAAGUAUGGUCGAGACUUCCUGCUGCGUUUCCGCUUCUGUGACAUCGCUUGUCAGCGACCAGUAGGACUGGUUCUCAUGGAAGGAGUGACAGACAGUAAGCCAGAGCGACCUGCAGAUUGGGCCGAGUCUGUCGUUGAGGAAGACACAUUGGAGCCUGAGCCUGCCUCCCCCAGGCCUGCAGGCACCAUCCAGCAUUGCCUCCACCUGACCUCGGUGUACACCCACUUCCUGCCCCAGCAUGGCCGCCCGGAGGUCACCACGAUGCCUCUGGGACUCGGGAUGACCGUGGACUACAUCUUCUUCUCAGCUGAGUCCUGCGAGAAUGGGAGCAGACCUGGUACACCUGAUGGACCUGGUCUCCUCCACUCCUGGGGCUCUGGGUGUCCCCAGUGGCAGGGCAGGCAUGGGCUGGCUUGGUGCUGGGACUCAGCCGUGGGGGAGCAGAUUCUGGGCCUCCUUGGCCGCCGGCCUUGUCUCCCUGCAGGCCAGUGUGGCCUUCUCUCUCCCCACUCAUGCGGUGUUAGAGGUGGAUUGGACAGUCCCUUUCUGUCCCCGUAGGAGAGGCCAGAUGGGGAUUAGAUUGGUCCAGUGGCAGCUGGUUCCUGAGGGCCUGGGCUAGGAUAAAAGACCCUGCUUUCUGUCUCCUCAUACUGGUAGUCACAGUGUGGCCAUCCCCCAGCCCCACGCCUGUGUUGUUUAAAGGAUAUUUUAAAAUAUCUGAAUUGAAUGUUAUGUUUAAAAGUCAGACUUUACAUAGAAAAGCAGGAUCUUGGUCAGGCGCGGUGGCUCAAACCUGUAAUCCCAGCAAUUUGGGAGGCUGAGGUGAAGGGACUACCUGAGCCCGGGGUUUCGAGACCAGCCUGGGUAAUUUAGUGAGACCUUGGCACUAUGAUAUCUCAAAAAAUUAGCCGGAUAUGGUAGCAUGAGCCUGUAGUUCUGGCUACUUGGAAGGCUGA